This is a messenger RNA of Echinostoma caproni, 375 nucleotides long. NCBI's taxonomy places the organism in Eukaryota, Metazoa, Platyhelminthes, Trematoda, Plagiorchiida, Echinostomatidae. The record is from the annotation of a GenBank genome assembly.
AUGGAGGAGUUUCAGGGGCCACAAGUGUUUAACCAUUAUGCGAAAGAAAGACCAGUGACAACAAACCAGACAUAUGGUUUUUUCUAUCGCGAGCUCGAAAAAGAGUCAGAAGAACGAGAAAAAAACUACUUACAAAGGUGUCAACCUCCUGAAAAAUUGAAAGAGUUGACUCCACCAACCGCAUUCAGAAAGGAAGAUUUUGUUCUUGGCAAAAAAGUAGACUAUUUUGUGGCUCCACAACUAAAGGAUUAUCGAGAAGAGUGUCCUAUAUCCAAGGGUACUUCAGAUGUUCCGGACAAUCGUCUGACGAAGAUAAAAGGUAUUCAACUUUGGCACGGAUACACAGGAGCGUUAGUGAAUGUGAAACCUUGUUGA